GACGCAGCCUGUAGUCAAGCAUGGUACUGUGUCUCUUGUUCGUAUUUAUUUGGCCCUUAUUGGUGCCUUGUUGAACCCUGGACCAAGCUCUAACGGGCGAAUCCAUGUCCAACUGUGGAUCCUUUCUGUGUAUAGAUGAGGUUGUUGAGGAGGAUGGGCCCAUUGAGGCUGACGUGCCACUAGAUCAGAUCCGUGCAACACCUUACCCUUUGCCCAAGGAGUUCGAGUGGGCACUGGUCGACGUCGAGGAUGACAAGGAGAUCAAGGAGCUGUACGAGCUCUUGACGCUUAACUAUGUCGAGGACGACGAUGCCAUGUUUCGCUUCGACUAUUCUGCAGAAUUCUUGAAAUGGGCACUCUUGCCUCCAGGCUGGAAAAAGUCGUGGCACAUCGGAGUUCGUGUCGCCUCGAACAAGAAGUUGGUCGCUUUCAUUAGUGGAAUUCCUCAGGAUGUUCGCGUUCACAGCACUGUCAAGCGCAUGGUCGAGAUUAACUUUUUGUGCAUACACAAGAAGCUGCGUAGCAAGCGUUUGGCCCCUGUCUUGAUCAAGGAGGUUACGCGCAGGACACAUCUCGAGGGUAUUUUCCAGGCUGUCUACACUGCAGGAGUCGUUCUUCCAAAGCCCGUUGCAACCUGCCGCUAUUUCCAUCGCUCAUUGAACCCCAAGAAACUGGUCGAGACUGGAUUUUCGCAUCUCGGACGAAACAUGACCAUGGCCCGCCUUAUCAAACUGAACAAGCUGAACCCGGAAACUAGCACACCUGGCUUGAGGCCCAUGGAAGAAAGAGAUGUCAAGGCAGUGGCGACAAUGAUGAACAAGUACAUGUCGCUCUUUGAACUGGCUCCCCAUUUUGAAGAGGCGGAUGUUCGUCACUGGAUUAUUACCCGUCCAGGAGUCGUCUGGGGCUAUGUUGUCGAGGAUCCAGAGACAAAGACGAUCACGGACUUUUUCUCAUUCUACUCAUUACCCUCGACUGUCAUCAACAACCCCACGCACUCAACCUUGAAUGCUGCCUACUCAUUUUACUACGCAGUUCAGACGCCGGAUGAAGAGCUCAGCAAGAUCACGGAUGCGGGCGAGCGUAAGGCUGCCAGGGACAAUGCUAUCAAGGGACGCUUGGUCGGUUUGAUGCAAGAUGCCCUGAUCUUGGCACGUAGCCACGAUUUUGAUGUCUUUAAUGCGCUGCAUUUGAUGGACAAUGCCCUAUUUACAGAGGACCUCAAAUUUGGACAGGGAGACGGAUACCUUCACUAUUACCUGUAUAACUGGAGGUGUAGAGAAAUCGAAGGCGAAAAGGUCGGAUUGGUGAUGUUGUAGAAAACAAGAAUGGUGAGAAUUGACAUACCAGGGGCGAUCCAAAAGAAACACGCGAGCAAUAAAGAAGUUACU
This is a messenger RNA of Gamsiella multidivaricata, 1391 nucleotides long. RefSeq names its product acyl-CoA N-acyltransferase. Gene Ontology annotation, cellular component: cytoplasm. Gene Ontology annotation, biological process: N-terminal peptidyl-glycine N-myristoylation. Gene Ontology annotation, molecular function: glycylpeptide N-tetradecanoyltransferase activity. Lineage: Eukaryota; Fungi; Mortierellomycota; Mortierellomycetes; Mortierellales; Mortierellaceae. The record is from RefSeq and is a predicted model, not a curated record. The transcript is spliced from 3 exons. Bases 105 to 1319 code for a protein of 404 amino acids.